Messenger RNA from Anthostomella pinea, 1491 nucleotides. The record is from the annotation of a GenBank genome assembly. NCBI's taxonomy places the organism in Eukaryota, Fungi, Ascomycota, Sordariomycetes, Xylariales, Xylariaceae.
AUGGUUGGCGUUCCAGGAAGGUCCAAGGGGUGCGAAACAUGCCGCAGGCGGAAGAAGGGCUGCGAUCGGAAGCGGCCAGCAUGCAGUCAGUGCGUGCAGGCAAAUGUUGAGUGUGGUGGCUACGAGCGCCAACGCGUUUUCCUCAACCGCACACAAGACACCGAGGCAACCUCAGUCAUGGUGUCGUACCGCCGCCAGAGUGUCGUGAAGCCCGUCGCCCGGUCACAGAGCCCUUCAACUGUAGUCGGCCUUCCGCAUAUGCUAGCCCAGUGUGCAUAUGUCGACAAGUACGUCGGUCUUUUUCUGACCGAGUAUGUCCCUGGCGGCCGUAUCUCAGUGGCAGGGGCUUCGCGCUACUCCCCCUGCGACUGGAUCGACAUUGUCUAUGGGCUGCAUACGUCCGAGAGGACCGUCCACUUUGCCCUCCUCGCCGUCAGCCUGUGUGGCAUUGGAAGACGGGAUGGCGACAAGAAUGCCAUGGCUCAGGGGCUAGAAUCCUACAGCAUUGCCCUACACGAACUGACGCAAGCCAUACGCAACUCAACCCGUGCUACAGAGAAUUCAAUAAUGGCUGCGUCCAAGGUGCUGACGCUCUUUGAAAUGCUGUACGGCGAUGAGUGUCCUGAUGAACUCGCACAAUCACGCAAUUGGCUGCGUCACUUGAAUGGCCAGUACGCAUUGAUUCAGGCGCGAAGCCCGCAUCAAUACCGUACCGGGGCGAGCCACCAGCUCUUUGCCGCUGGACGCUACCCCCAUCUUAUAUCCUCAUUGGGACUUCGGAAGCGGUUCCCACUCAAUAGUCCGGAGUGGCGGACGGUGCCCUGGGAAUUCGAGCCCAAGUCGCCAAGGGACAGCCUGCUGGAUAUGCUUGCCGAUCUAACAGAGAUAAUAGCUGACUCGGACAAAAUGCGCGCGUGUCGAGAUCACCAACAACAAGCAAUCUUGAAAGAAGAAGUCGUGAGAACGUGCUGGGGCCUUGACGAGCGUCUGCGCCUAUGGCCACAGCAGGCUGGUGCAUUGAAAGUCUUCCUCGAUGCCGAUGGAGUGCUCAUGAGUCCAGCUAGCCCCGAGGACUUUGCACUCGCACAUCUUACCCUUAUCUACUGGACCGCCUGUCUGCUUCUCUAUUCCGCCCUUCGAUCGCUCCUCGACGAGCAUACGUAUCUGCCGCUCCACACGGACCCCAGCGUUUACAUCCGAUACCUUGCACAGGCUCUGCCGUACUUUUGGAUGCCCGGUGCCGGCCUCAUGGGAGCCCACUUGGCCGCGUUCCCCUUGGGUUUGUGCAUGAACAUACUGCAUUCCAUGCCGGCUGAUGACUGGGACCAAUUUGGCCUAGGGGAAUUGAUGAUAUUGCCGCAGGUUCGGGACACCGUGCUGAAAUUCCUCGUCAGUAUACAAAAGGGCUCAGCUAAGCCUGAACUGGCCCAUAUGGCUGGUAUGCAAGGCAUCAUUACCAGAGCGAGGAGCUGGUCUAUGGGGGGGCUGUAG